Molecule: messenger RNA, 2586 nt
Organism: Coffea eugenioides
Lineage: Eukaryota; Viridiplantae; Streptophyta; Magnoliopsida; Gentianales; Rubiaceae
Product: L-type lectin-domain containing receptor kinase IV.1-like
Exons: 2
Coding region: 318-2366 (682 amino acids)
Biological process (GO): protein phosphorylation
Cellular component (GO): plasma membrane
Molecular function (GO): protein kinase activity; carbohydrate binding; ATP binding
Source: RefSeq, a predicted model, not a curated record
AAAGGAGGAAAAAGUGCUAGAAAAAUUCCAAAGUUUGCCAAACGAAAUCCUUGUUGGUACCCUGGCUCUUCCACCGUGAGUCCACCACCGCCGCCGCUGCUCCUCAAAGGUUGCAGCCGCCUCUCCUCUGGAAAUUUUCAGACUUCAAGCUUGCAUUGCUGCCAUAUCAUUCGAAGUUCGGACUUAAACUUCAAGGGUCAAGCAUGAGUAGAAGAAGCAGGGACCACUAUUGAACGGUUGUAUCACUAUUUUAUUGGAAGUAUAAUAACAAGCCACCUACGGACGGCUCGUCAUUGCGGCAUGCAUAUGAUCCAGUCAUGUCAUUCAAACAAGUAACAGCAAUCUUAGCCUUCUUUCUAGUUCACACCGCAGCUGGUGCAGCAGCUUCCGAAGAUAUUGGGUUCAUCUAUCAAGGAUUUAAAUCAUCAAAUCUAAGCCUGGAUGGAUUAGCCAAAGUCACCGACAAUGGCCUCCUACGAUUGACCAACACCACCAAAUCACAAAGUGGGCAUGCCUACUAUCAAAAUACCAUCAACUUCAAGAGCACAUCUAAUAGUUCAGCUUUCUCCUUUUCCACCCAAUUUGUGUUUGCUAUAGUACCCGAUGUCCCUGGACUGAUUGGUUCCGGAUUGGCUUUCGUGGUUGCACCAACAAGAAACCAUACAGGAGGGCCUAUGUCACGGUUCAAUAUUAUGGAAACUCUCGGCCUCUUUGAUACACCCGACAACGGAAGUCAGAAUAAUCACGUUUUUGCUGUGGAGCUUGACACUUUCCAAAACCAAGAUUAUGAUGAUAUCAAUGCCAACCAUGUUGGCAUUGAUAUUAACUCUGUGAGGUCCAAGGCAUCUAGGCCAGCAAGUUACAAAGCUAAUAACAAGAAUUCAUUUGACAACUUAACUCUUGCCAGCGGCCAGCCAAUGCAAUUAUGGGUGGAAUACGAUGGGGCGGAUAGGAGAAUCGAUGUUACAUUAGCUCCAGUAGCGUCUGCCAAGCCACAUACUCCUCUUCUGUCUUUGCCAUAUGACCUGUCGCCAAUUUUACAGGAAACCAUGUAUGUUGGCUUUUCUGCAGCCACUAGCCCACUCGAAAGAGGAACAUCUCAUUUUAUACUUGGAUGGAGCUUUAGGAUGAAUGGGGUUGCGCAAGCUCUUGAUCUCUCUCAGCUCCCCGAGCUACCUCGGUCUGGACAUAAGAAAGUGUCUAAAAUUUUCACCGUGGGGUUGCCCCUGAUUUUCUUACUUUUGUGGUUAACACUAAUUCCUGGAGUAGCUUAUUAUCUAAAGAGAAAGUGGAAGUUUGCUGAAGUGCUGGAAGAAUGGGAGCUUGCUUACGGACCUCACAGGUUCAAGUAUAAAGAUUUGUACAUUGCCACCAAGGGAUUCACAGAAAAACAGCUGUUGGGAGAAGGCGGAUUUGGCAGAGUCUACAAAGGCGUUUUGCCAACAAACAAGGUUGAGGUUGCUGUCAAGAAGGUCUCUUAUCAUGCAAGACAGGGAAUGAGAGCGUUUGUUGCAGAAAUCGUCAGUAUUGGUCGCUUGAGUCAUAGAAAUUUAGUACCGUUGUUGGGUUAUUGUCGGCGUAAAGAAGAGUUACUCUUGGUAUACGAGUUCAUGUCCAAUAGUAGUCUGGACAGAUUUCUGUACAACCAACCAAAGUACAGCCUCAACUGGAGCCAAAGAUUUCGAGUUAUCAAAGGUGUAGCGUCAGGAUUAUUCUAUCUACACGAAGAAUGGGAGCAAGUAGUGAUCCACCGAGAUGUAAAAGCCAGUAAUGUAUUGUUAGAUGGUGAACUGAAUGGAAGAUUAGGAGAUUUCGGUCUGGCAAGGCUAUACGAUCAUGGAACUCUCCCUCAAAGCACCCAUGUAGCGGGAUCUCUUGGCUACCUUGCCCCUGAGCAUAAUAGGACUGGGAUGGCAACAACGAGCACUGAUGUGUAUGCUUUUGGGGCCUUUUUGCUGGAGGUUGCCUGUGGAAGAAGGCCGAUAGAACCCCGAGCAGAACCAGCAGAUAAUAUCAUUUUGGUUGAUUGGGUAUUUUCUUGCUGGAAAGCGGGUUGUAUACUCCAGGCAGUUGAUCAUAAUUUGGGUAAUGAGUAUGUGAAAGAGGAAGCAGAAUUGGUGUUGAAACUGGGCUUGUUAUGCUCUCAUUCCGAACCAAAGAUUAGGCCAAGUAUGAGACAAGUUCUCUUGUACUUGGAGGGAUCAGUUGCGUUGCCAGAUCUAUCAUCACUGGCCGUGGGCGUUUCUGCUGUUGGUCUUGGCUUCGCCUAUCCUAGCUAUGAAGAAAUUAAAUUGUCAGCUGCAACUUCCACCGACAAUGGUUUCUCACAUUCUGUAGCAGACUCUCUUCUCUCUGGUGGUCGGUAAUUAAGAUGCUUCUCAUUCUGAUUUUGUCAAUAUAGAAAAAAAUAAAAAAAUAGAGUUUCUACUGCUGUGAUUAUUCCGCUGAGUGCGUUUCCUGACAUUUCUGUUCUGUUUUUAUUGUCUUUCUACCCACCAGAACUCCUUGUAUUCUUCAUUAGUGUGGCAUCUCAAACAUGCAAUGUUUUAAUAUUGUAAGUUUGCUCCUUUCUCCUUUUCUGUAUCA